Messenger RNA from Ylistrum balloti, 2215 nucleotides. Its product is annotated as dnaJ homolog subfamily C member 18-like. NCBI's taxonomy places the organism in Eukaryota, Metazoa, Mollusca, Bivalvia, Pectinida, Pectinidae. The record is from RefSeq and is a predicted model, not a curated record. The transcript has 7 exons. The coding region runs from base 113 to 826 and encodes 237 amino acids.
GAAUUAUGUAACACAAGAACCAAAUUGCAGCGAAAUUCUCUCUUCGUGUUUCGAUCAGUUUGAAGUGAGAGCUGGAAUUUCUGAGAAGUGUACAAUGUCAUGAAAACAGGAGAUGUAUGUGGUUUCUAAGAAAGGAAUACCAUUUCUAACUGUGAAGAUGUUUCGACUACAGAAAUUACGGCGUUUGGCAAAAAUACCGAAAGUGCAUCUUGAACAGGCCUCCUUGUAUGAAGUAUUGGGUGUUGGUGAAGAUGCCACAAGUGAAGAAAUAAAAACAGCUUAUUUUGCUUUAUCAAAAAAGUUUCAUCCAGAUUUCAACAUUGAUUUUGACACAAAAUUAGAAUUUAUGCAAGUCCAAAAUGCCUAUAAAAUAUUAAGCAGUCCUUUGCAGAGAUCAGCAUAUGACAAUGCCUCUAACAGUUUAAGUGGGAGGGCUCAGUACCACAACAUAUAUAGCACUCAUGUACACCAACCUAGUGCAUCAGAACACAUUAAAACCCCAAGUAUGAGAGAACAGCUUCAUCACUUCCAUCAUUUCAACAAGCACCAGGCUUCAGAUCCGCCACCUGAAAAUCCCCAGAAGAAUAAGUGGGAGCAGUUGUCGGGAACUAAAUUCAUUACAGUUAUUUCCGUUAUGGCACUUUCAUUUAGUGCUGUUAUGUUAUAUUUGCUAAAGUAUAAAAUAGAGGCUUUCGAUCAGCUUGGUGCCAGAUCAAUGACAAAGGAUAUAGAUGUUGCGGUCUCUCCUCUUCGUGCUCGACAGGAGGCAAAAGGGAGAGAUAUUGCCAAAUUGAAAGAAUUUGACAUUCCUAGAAGAGACGGCUGAUGGAUGUUAUGCCUCUUGUUUGAAGUUUCAGUUUAUUACAUUCUUCUGGGAAAUCGACUGAUAAUUUUGUAUGCAGCAGACCCCCUAGGGAUUCAAUUAUGUAACUUUGUUUUGAUUGAUGAAAAAAAACAAAAACCAAAAUAUCAUAUAUGGCUUGUAAUAAGAUGCAUUAUAUCAAAGGGAUUUAUUUGACGAUCAUGCCUCUAUUUAUAUUAAUGUACAGGAUUGCUUUAAUGACAAUCUUUUUAUGGCAAACUACACACCAGUAAAAACCAUCGUAAAAGAGACUUCAUCACUGAAUAUCAUAACACAUUCUGGUCAUUUUAAAAGAAAACUUUUUCGAGCAUAUACCUUAUUAUCAACUGCCUUCGUAUAUCGUGGGUAUCGGGUAAUAUUUUCAAUUUAUUUUCAAAUUUUUCAACAUGAAUAUUAAUGAAACUUCAGGGUAUAUUGAUUUAAGUACUGGUAUGUUUGCCAUCAUAACGAUUUGUCUUGAAUUUUAAAAAAUCAUCUUCGGUAAAGAAAUUCUGUACAUGAUAACAGUGUUUUUACCGAUCAAUCUUAGCCAUAUAUUCUCAAUCAAAGCUGAAUAUACAGUACAUAUGUGUGAUUUGUGAUUUUAUUUGUAAUUGGCUGUACUUGUGGUUGUAUGAAAGUCAUUUGAAUGGUUACUUAAAUCACAAUUUAAAUGAAGUAUAUGUGUGAUGGUCAGAAGUAUGUUUAGUUAUCUGUACUGUGUGUGGUGUAUGUUUAGUUUAUCCGUACUGUGGGUGGUGUAUGUUUAGUUUAUCUGUACUGUAAGUGAUGUUUGUUCAGUUCACUUUGAGCAAUGCAUAUCAAUUUAACAGUACACAGCAUUAUUAAAGUAAAGAUAUAUAAGUUAUGAACCGUUAUUAGUUAUUAUAACCUGAUUGUGCUAAAAUCACAGCCAGUUAUCCACUAGUAAUUUCUGAUUAUUUGUUCUCAAAAUAGAUGACACACAGAUAUGUUUUAAUUAGCUUCCUUAUGUGGACAACACUUUAUAACAUACUGUGACUUUUUAGAAGGUGUGGUACUCAGUUCUUAAGUAAUUUCACCGUGUGAAGUGCAUGUCUUCACAGACCUGUUUGGAGGGUGUUGAGCAUCAUACUCUUCCUAUUUUGCCCCAUUUUUAUGUAACAUGUAUUACUGUUUUUUUUUGGGUUUGGUCAGUUUUAUAGGAAACACCUAGCUGGAUACCAGAUCUUUCAAGUCUUAUGGGUAUUUGUAGAUGUGCAUAUAACAAGGAAUAUUUUUUAAUUUGCCAAGCACUUUUUAUAUUACCAUCACAGCCUCAGAUAGGAUCCUUUGAUAGUAUUAUUUAUGAGCUUUAUCAAUAACUCAGGGGUUAGUUAUUUGUGUGUGUGUGUG